AUGUCAAACGACGAAAAGAGGACAGAGCAGACGAACUCGUCCGAGGCCGACGACGAACCGGACGAAUGGGACAAGCGGAUCUUCAGCACCGGAUGCGCAGAUGAGAACAUGAAGUUGACGGACUGCUAUUUCGAGAAGAAGGAUUGGCGGGCGUGCAAAGAAGAGGUACGUUUCUGUACAGCCAGACACGAGACACCACUGCAAAGUCUCAUGACGCACUACGCUGCCUGCGAACAGCUCGCUGACGAGCGCCUAGAUGGAGGUAUUCAGGGCGUGCUGGAAAAAACACAACAACGAUGA
Molecule: messenger RNA, 300 nt
Organism: Neoarthrinium moseri
Lineage: Eukaryota; Fungi; Ascomycota; Sordariomycetes; Amphisphaeriales; Apiosporaceae
Exons: 3
Coding region: 1-300 (99 amino acids)
Biological process (GO): mitochondrial respiratory chain complex IV assembly
Cellular component (GO): mitochondrial intermembrane space
Source: RefSeq, a predicted model, not a curated record